AUGGCAGAGGUGACCUUCGCAGAGGAGUUGGUGGAGGGUCACGGCGAGCGGCAGAGUGGCUCAGGAAGCACAUCGAGUAAGUCGGAGUUCAGCUCAGAGGACAGUAGCGACUCCAACGAUGAGCAGCCUGAGGCAUGGAAGGAUGGAGAUGAGGCUUCUCCCGAGCAGCUUAGCCGAAAGCGGCGGACUGCUGUGGACCGGGUGACAUGGCUUGCCAAGCCUGCCAACCCAAGACAUGCCACCGGAAGCACCAUCGUGCAACAGGAGAUGCAGAAGGUCGACUUCACCCCAUCUUGGGCCCAGGCUCAAUCGGAGGAUUUAAGCCUCCUGAGACUGAUCAUCGCCGUCAACAAUGUCACUGCCAACUCGGACAAGCCAGAGAUCCCGACACAGGGGACGGACGUGGCCGGAGCUGCUGCGGAGAAGCUCCUUCGAUGUAUCAAUGCCAUCGUGGAGGAGAAGCGUGCCCAGUUCCUGCACCUGAGGCUUCAGUGGCUGGUCUUCCAUCUACACAGCAAGACCAACGUGACCGAGGACAAGUUCAAGCUGCCAGAAGCUCUGGAGACGCCUCGUUCACAGCAUGCUCAGAAUGCACGGGAGGCUUGGUGGUGGAAUAUAACAAACCUUGGCGCCCAGAUGAAGGACUUGAUGGUCACAGACGACCCGGCAAGCUCUCCGCGCUCCUCGGUCGGGAACUCGCCACGUCCAGGCACUGCGGGUACCGGAAGCAAGGUGCCUUCCGUCCGUGGCGAGCCAGACGUGACCUUCAAGGAGGAGCUUCCAGAGUCGACUCUCAAGCGUGCAGCAAAGGUCGCUGCAUGCACACCCAAGCUUGAACGCAGGUUCGGAACUGCCGACCUGUCUUCCAGCACAGCAGGGAUGAAGAGGAAGCCUCCCGAGCCCAGCAUCUCCCCCGCUCGGCUACGGGCACAAACUGCCCCUGGCAACGUUGGCCAGACGCCAAAGCUGAUGGGGAUGGACUCUCGCCUGAGAGCCAUAUCUGCCGUGCACAAGGCGUCCGAGACAGUCGCGGUCGACACAUCCCAAGACGUUGGCAAAUUGCAGGCUACAGCCGACAACAUGCUUCACACCAAGCGCGGUGUUUAUGGUGGGCGGCCCACGUCUCCAAAGAGCCCAAGUCCAAGUGCACCAGGGAGCCCGACGGAGCGUGAAAGCAAGGUCAAAAGAACCUCCGCCCGGCCACUUUCUCGCGAGGCGCAGCAGGUCCGCCAAAGGCGACAGUCAGCGACUUUGGCAAACAUGAAGCAGGCCUUCCAGCUGGAGGACUCCCGCCAGCAGAUGAAGUUCGCCUUUCCAGAUGAGGAUGAGGUCCUCUCCAUGUCGCCGCCUGACUCGCCCUCGAAUGGCAACAAGAUGCUGGAGGUCCCUGACAUUGGCAAAACUUGGCUGAUCAGGGGGCGUACAUCUGGCCCUGCGGUCGCGAAAGGCAGCCCCCACAGCCAGUCGACCAAGUCUGUGUCGACGUUGCGAUCGCCGAAACAGAAUUGGUCUGCGGCCUCCACACCUACGCUGCGUGAGCCAUUACCGGGACCAAGACCAGCAAGAGAUUCGGACGACGAAACCCUCGAGGUGUUGCGACAAGCUAUGUCCCACAACCAGGCGAAGGUCGCAAUUGGACAGGCACCGAUGCCUCUGACGCUGGAUCGUCCCAGGACCACUCCGGCACAACAGCCAACUCCGCCUUUCCUUCGAGGCGUGGAGCCGAUCUCCCCUGGUGGCACCUUCAAGGCCGGCAAGACCAAUCCUUUUCAAGGACAGUCGAAGUCCUGGUACUGCCUUGUCGAUAACGUUGACAGUUAUGCCAUUGAACACAAGAUCAAGUGCAAAGCGACUGCGGACUUCUUGACCAAAGGCAGCAGCUGCCCACGACGACAGCUCCGGAUUGACUCGAAGCUCGACGUGCUCUGUGAGAAUGAGGGCAUCCAGGGCAUUCGGCGCUACAUCAGGCAUAUCUGCAAGAACGACUUGGGGCUAAAGGCGGACCUCUCACAGCAGCUGCGCCCGCGCAGCGAGCUUCCCAGCCUUCCGAGGUGCGGACCGAAGACAAGAAUCGCACCCCCUGGGGCGGAGGAAUCUCGCACAGUCUCCACCGUCUACGCUGCCAUGGCGGCCCGACGGAAGAAGAUUCCGCAAGCACCAAAGUGUCUUCUCCCGGUGCCCCCGAUUCCUGGUGCCUUAGUGGAGGUGGCAGAGAAGGAGGAUGCCAUGAACUUGGACUUACGAGGAAUGAACCUUCUGGACGACGAGGCAGUCCCAAUCGUUGCUGGCUUGCGUGUGCAAGACUGCUCCUUCAAGACCAUGUUGAUCUCUGGGAAUCCGCAGCUCACCGAUGCCUUCUACGAGCCGCUCUUGAAGCUCGCUUGUGAGAGAUCAAUGAGCUUACUGGUCUUGGACCUUUCCGGCUCUGCACACAUGGGCGAGAAGUCCAUCAGCCGUCUGGCCGAUGCUCUGCCGCGCGCGCUGAUACGUCUCAGAGUUCUGAAGCUCGAUGGGACUCGGUGUGAGCAGUCAUCCUGGCACGUGCUCCUGGAGGGCAUGCGGUGCUUGACAUACCUGCAGGAGCUGGGUCUCGCGGACAUGAGCAUCGGUCGUCGCUCGCAGGACGUGCCCUGCCUUGUUGGUGAACUACCAGCUUCAUUGCCCCACCUCAAGAAGCUGAACUUGAGCGGCAACUUCUUCAGCUUCGAAGGUUGCCGUGUUUUGGCCCAGUCGGUGGAGGCCCACACGACCCUGGAACAUCUGGAUUUGAGCUACAAUGCCGGGGGUUUCAUUUUGACCGAGAGCGGGGCGCUGCCAUCGACUUCGGCGUCGAGCAGCCUUUUCAGUAGCCUGCGAAGCGACAGCCGCUCUCAAGGGAUCGCCGCGUUCAACCCCAUCUCGCUCAUUUGCGAGGUCGCCGGCAAAUGUCAGUCACUCAAGUGCUUGAAGCUGGCUGGCUGCCAGUUGAAUUUCGACGAGGACUUUAUCUUGGAGGAUACUUUCCAGUUGAGCACCGGGAGCGGAAUUGUGGAUCUCGACCUUAGCAACAAUGCCUUCCAGGGCGUCAUGGGCGUGCGCUGUCUCCUCAGGAUCCUGGUGACUCAUCCAAGUUACUUGGCCGCGUUGGAGGGAAUGUUCGUUGGGUUCCUCUUGGCCCUGGUGCUCUACGUGGAGUUUGUCGAAGUUGUCGCACCUCCGGUAGCGAAUAGCCGGAUAGCAGAGGUUCCUGACGGCGCGGCUGCAGUAAUCAUGAAGCAGCUCUGGGGAAUGGGCGCAGUCAGCUCGGGAAUCAAUGCUUUGAUCAUCGUCUUGGGGCUGUUGAACUUCUACACCUAUGCCGUCAGCACUGAGGAGGAAAUUAACCCGUCCUACAUCUGCCUUGGGCUGCCUUUGGACCAUGCUGGGAAGCGCGUGGAGGUCUUCUCCAUCGUUGUGUUUUCGCUCAUCACUCUAGCACGCCUGGCUGUGGUGCACACGCAUCCUGAUUGGAGUCACUUUGGACUCUCUGCAGGUCCUCGAUACUUUAUGUGCAAUAUCUACAUGGUCUUGGAGGUCUUGGCGCUGGCUCUAACAUUCAAGGGCAUUCUCACCGGCAAGUCCCACGUGGACUUGCUGUGGCUCUUCGUCGCAAGGAGUAUGGAAAUGCUCGAGAGGAGCGGAGCUGGCCUCGGCGUGAAGAGGAUGAAGCACAUGGUUACAGAUGAUGGCAAGUUGCUCUUGGUUGCCGGAGUUAUGGGCCUGGUGAUAUGGCUUGUGAUGAGCGGCUUCUACUUUGUCGCCAACCGCUCCAACUGCCAGAUCAUUUGGGAAACUGACGAGUUCAAAUGGCAGAGGUUCACCUCCAUCCCGUCCUCCAUGUGGUACGUCAUGAUCAAUCUGUUGAAAGAGCAUCCCUUGGCCGAGUUCCACGAGACUCUGUUGUCGCGCACACUUGUGUGCGUUUGCUGCAUCUUCGCCAUGCCGCUUUUCGCACUGCCGUCUAGCAUCCUACAGUGUUCCCUUUUCGAUGCGGACCAGAAGGACGAUGCUGAGGAGGUAGAAAGAGCUGGCGAUGCCGCGCACACGAGGCGGAUGACAUACCAAGCCGAUGCUGCCCAGCUUUUGGAGCUCCAGGCUGAAUCGCAGCAGAAGAUGCGACCGGGCUUCGCCACUGCGAUUUUGGUUUUCGGAUCCAUCUUGGCUUACUUCUACUACACAGCCAGAGACACCGACCAUGCGACCUUCUUCACGGUGCCGGUCCAUGUUUCAAAGACUACAUUCGCCUACCUCGACGGGACGGUUGCGAUCUGCUUCCUGUGCGAAUACGCCAGCAGAAUGAGCGUCGGUGGCGGCUCUUACAUCACCUCGGGGUAUGGACUGGUCGAUCUAUUGGCUUGGCUACCAGGCUUGUUGCACCUUUGCACCUACGAGUCCAUGGGACCGCAUCACCACGAGAUCCUUUGCGCUGCUUGCGUACUACGAAUCUUCAAACUGGAGCGAUACCUGCAUUCCUUCCGAGACAUGCUGGAUAUUGUGAAGGAGAACGGCGGCAUCCUGACCGCGACGCUCGUACUCUCUAUGUUUCUAUGGAUGUUCUUCUCAACCAUGCUCUUCCUGACGGAGAAGCACAACCCCGACGACGAGAUGAAUGAUGAAGUGUACGGCUCUGUGAUGCGGUCCCUCUGGUCUGAGAUUAUCAAUCUGCACGGCGAGUGGCCUUGGGCCGACUACACUCCGAUGGGCAAGGCCGUGGGCACUGUGAUCGGCCUGUUCAGCAUCAUGCUGUUCUGCAUUCCAAUUGGUAUCUUUGGCGAAGGUUUCAUGGAAAGAGUCCGCGCGGACAGGGAACUCUCUACCGAAGAUGACGACUUUGACAGAAGGCCGUGGCAGGAGUGCUGCCGUCCAGAACCCGGGAUGCGGCAGAAGGUCUACGACAUGCUGUAUGAGGACCUUCAUCCGAAGGUCUAUCGGACUCCUUCGAUGCUCUUCCGCACGUUGCGAGCCUGCUCCGUGGUGAUGGUGGUCGCCACCACGUUCAUCACUGCCGUGGCCACCGUGGAGGAUUGGGGUGGAUGGAAAGGAAGAGAUACAACUACAGACGUGGGCAAGAUCUUCUGGGUGGUUGACGUCCUGGCCACUGUAUGGUUCAUCUUGGAAUACAUCUUGCGGAUUGUGGCUACGGGCUGGCGCCAUCCAGUUUCUCUGGUUGGGCUUUGCGAUCUGAUCUCCAUCCUUGCCUUCGUAUAUACUUUGGAUCCGAAAAAGCGGCCAGAAGCUUUCCGGCCAGGCUAUCAAGACACGCAUUACCUGAUCGACAGUGUCGUGUUGCUGCGACUCCUGCGCGUCUUCAGCCUUGAAAGCUAUUUCUACGCCGUGCACACACUGCGGUGUGUGCUUUGGCUGAACAAGUGGCCACUGGCUAGAGCUGGUGGUGCGCUCGUCUCGAUCUGGUUUGUGCAUGCCACACUGCUCUACAUCUGCGAGAAUCCGAGGGCACUUGGUGGCGCAGUCCCACCGGCAGGGGAGGCUACCGGCGAAGGUGAGGAGGACGAUGGCCUGUCGAUGGUUCAGCGCUACAGGAGUGUCCUUUCCGCGCUGCAGUAUAGCAUCGUUCAUCUCUUCGGCGACUACCCCGAGACAGAUUACACGGUCGAGGCCAAGAUCAUCCAUUUCGUGGGCAUUAUGGGUGGCAUUGCCAUUAUCUCCACGUUUUGCGGCGUCUUCAGUGCUGGCUUCGUUGAUUUCCUGGAAACAACCAGGACAGAGGAGGCCAAGCAGAAGUCAGCUGACUUCUUGCAGGCCACCGUGAAAAUGAAGCUGGGGCUGAAGCGGGUGGUGGCAAACAGGCGUUCACGAGGAAACAGCGGGACGCCGGCCCCAGCGCAGCGGACAUCAGUACUCAGUUCAACUCAGAGCUUUGCUCGCGCCAUUAAAUUCCAUCGCACUCCUACAGGAUCCGGGAUCGCCCUGUUUUUCAACACAGUCCUUGUCGUCAGCUUGAUCAACACCAUGGCGGCAUCCAUCCCAGAGAUUGACAACAACAAAACUGCUUCCACCAUUUGCCUGGUCGUUGAAGCCGCUUGCAGCGUCGUCUUCAUUGUCGACUAUGUGGUCCGCGUUUUGGCUCGGCCCAAGAGCGUCUUCAACUUCUUCGGCAUCAUCGACCUCAUCGGAUGCUUGCCGGGCAUCUUCGUCUUCUACAACUGGCUCUCACGAGGCCAUGCUCACAAUGACAAGGAAUCCAUCGCGGAAUGCUUCAGUAUGCUGCGCGCUGUGCGGAUUCUCAACUUCCACGUCUUUCAGACGGAAGUCCAAAUAUUAGGCCGUGUACUGAAAGACGCCAGCCGGAAGCUAGCAGUGCCCGCAUACUUGGCACUAAACGUAUGGAUUACAACGUCAGCCCUCUUCAUGUGGUUGGAGAACGAGUGGCAGAACGAAGCCACAGAGUGCGAAGCAAAGCACCCCAAAGAACAGUGCGGUGGUCCUGGUACCUUCGAGGACAUGCCAGAUGUGCCAUCUGCUAUGUAUUGGUGCUCCAUCUUUCUGACCGGCGAGUGGGCGAACGUGGAUUUCACCUACGCCGGCUCACGGUUAUGCAUCUUCUACGUUGUCUUCGGCAUUGCCAUUUUCUCCAUUCCCGUUGGGAUCCUUGUCGAAGCAGUGAAAGGCACACUGCACAUGAUAGCCCUGGAAGAGAAGGCCAAGCAAAAGGUUCUAUCUAUGCCUUCCCGCGUUAUGCCGGAGGAUGCGCCCAAGCAUUGGAAAUCCUAG
This is a messenger RNA of Symbiodinium sp. CCMP2592, 6750 nucleotides long. The record is from the annotation of a GenBank genome assembly. NCBI's taxonomy places the organism in Eukaryota, Dinophyceae, Suessiales, Symbiodiniaceae.